GAAGCGACAUGAGGGCGCAUGCGCACACUCUUGGAGCCAGGCUGCGGUUGAGGGUACUUCCUGGGUUACCGGAGGUCGCUUCUUCGUUAUGGGUCGCAAGAAGGCUCCUCGCGGGCGGAAGACCGGGGGUGGUCACGCUCGGCGUCCCCCUGGCCGCUCGCUGGAAGCUUUCGGGGAGGAGAUGGGCGCCGUGCUGCACGCCUCCGCGCAACCACUGGCAACCGAAGACGAGGGCGGCCCGGACCCGGCGGGGGUGCCAUGCACCCUGGGUAUGUGGGAGCUGGGUCACUGCGACCCUCGGCGCUGCACCGGCCGCAAGCUUGCCCGCCUGGGCUUGGUGCGCUGCCUGCGCCUGGGCCAAAGAUUCGGCGGCCUGGUGCUCAGCCCCAUAGGAACGCAGUACGUGUCUCCCGCAGACAGACAACUGGUGGCACAGUCUGGGGUUGCUGUCAUAGACUGCUCCUGGGCCAGAUUGGAUGAGACGCCCUUUGGCAAGAUGCGAGGGAGCCACUUGCGGCUGCUGCCCUACCUGGUGGCUGCCAACCCUGUAAACUAUGGUCGACCCUGCAGACUUUCCUGUGUGGAAGCUUUUGCUGCUGCCUUGUACGUUGCAGGCUUUUCAGAUCUUGCUGUCAUUUUGCUUCAGAAGUUUAAGUGGGGCAAGGGCUUCCUGGACCUGAACCGACAGCUCUUGGACAAGUAUGCAGCCUGCUGUGGCCCAGAGGAGGUGCUGCAGGCAGAACAGGGGUUCUUGGCCAGUGCCAGGGACACCCCUAAGGAGGAGGAGAUUGAUCCCUUUGAUGUAGACUCAGGACGAGAGUUUGUAAACCCCAACCGGCCUGUGGCUAGUACCCGGCUGCCCAUGGACACGAAUGACACUGAUGAGUCUGAGGACCAUAGUGACAGGUCUGAAGAGGACAGUGACAAGUCUGAGGAGGAUAGUGAUGAGCCUGAGGAAGAAGGACCUGGUGCUAAAAAUGGAAGCAGCAGCUACUCUCAAGUAGAGGCUCUGGAACAACAGGCUGAGGCCAGGGCCCCCACUGACAUUUGGAAAAGAAUCAAGAAAUGGCAGAGAGACUGAAGUUUGUAGACACAUACAUUGUUAAAGUUGGGAUGCAUUAGUACAGAGGUGGCAGUGGGACCUGGGGAUGGACAGGCCUGGUGGGACUGGGUUCUCCAUCAGUUCUGAGACAGCCUUGUUUGGGGUCUUGCUUUGGAGCUCUCAUUAAAGCUACAGGCCAGAAAGGUG
This is a messenger RNA of Nannospalax galili (Upper Galilee mountains blind mole rat), 1249 nucleotides long. RefSeq names its product TSR3 ribosome maturation factor (gene Tsr3). Gene Ontology annotation, molecular function: rRNA small subunit aminocarboxypropyltransferase activity. The record is from RefSeq and is a predicted model, not a curated record. NCBI's taxonomy places the organism in Eukaryota, Metazoa, Chordata, Mammalia, Rodentia, Spalacidae. Gene Ontology annotation, biological process: maturation of SSU-rRNA.